AUGUUCACCAGAUUUGAGUGUUUAGCCAAUGAGAUUAUAUACGAAAUAUUUGAUUAUUUAGACUCUAUCUUUAUCUUUUGUGCAUUUUAUAAUCUAAAUCAACGUUUUCAACAAUUUAUUUUACCAUAUACAUGGACGAUCGAUUUAACAAAUGUCUCUUACAGCAUAUAUCAUUAUUAUUAUUCACAAAUUGCUGGAAAUUUUCAUAAGAAUGUACGCCAACUUAAAAUCGGUGGUGAGAAAGCAUCAUGUCAACAACUGAAUAUGUUAACAUUGAUUCCACUUGGUUUUCAUCCAAAUUUGACAUCGUUAUCUGUUUCAAAUAUUCCAUCGCACUCACUUUUGAUUCCACUAAAUCAAAUUCUAUUAAAUAAUCAACAAUUAAAACAGUUAUCAAUAAAAAAUGUAUAUUUCAAAUUUCUUGUUACAACAACAAUAACACAUUUAACAAUUUGUUUAUUAACUGUUACAGAACUUUUUCAUUUAUUCGAUUUAAUACCAUGUGUUCAAUAUUUAAAUACACAAUUAAAAACAUUUGAUGAUGGUUGGGAUAACAUUCGACUUGAACAAAAGUGUCAAGAUAUGAAAAAAAAAUUACCAAAUUUAAAUACCUUUCAUUUACAUAUUGAGAAUUUAGUGUAUGACGAAAUGUUACGAUUAUUACUAGAAAAUCUACAACAUUUAACAAGAUUAUCUUUGUUACUCCAUUAUUGUCGUUCUCCAUGUUUUUAUCUGCCAGUUGAACAAUAUUAUGCAUUGUUAGCAAUGUCAAAAUUAGAAAAAUUAGAAUUUUUAAUUACAUUUGGCACAAAUGAUGAAUCAACAACAAUAGAUACAAUAAUAAAUUUAUUUAAAACAAAUUAUUUUCUCGAUAAGAAAUUAAUAGUUGGCUGUCAUUUAGUAGAAAAUAAUUACUAUGUCAUAUACUCAUUACCAUAUUCAUUCUCAAAUAUUGAAUUGUCAAAUAAAUUUCUUCAACGUCAAACUAAUAUCGAAACAAAUGAAAAAUAUUUAUGGAAACAAGUGACAAAUAUUAAAAUUAUAUUGUCAACGUCAUUACCAUCUGCUGAAAGCUUAUUGAACACUAUUAAUUUAUUAUUUCCAAAUGUAAUCGAUUUACAAGUAAAUAUUGCGGAUGAUAAUGAUGGCGGGAAUUUAGUAACAUGUACCAGUAAUAAUAUUUUCAAUUUAAAUUACAAAUUAAAUGUUCAAAAGUUAAAAUUUAAUACAGUAUCGCAUGAUAAUUUAGCAGUCUUGCUACUUUUACACUAUUUUCCAUCAAAAUUGGAACUAUCGUUCAAUUUAUUUUCCAUUAUGACUAUUGCUCCAAAUAAUGAAACAAUCUUUUUUAAUAUUCAAGAAUUAACAAUGGUAUCAAAAUUUAAUUUUAAUUUGUCUAAAAUUUGUCAAUAUUUUUCUAAUGUUCGCAAAUUAAUAUUAUCAAUUCUUGAUCGAAAUAAGAAUAGUUGGCGCAAUGGUUAUUUUAAGAGAAAACAAGUUGAUUUUAUUUUAGAUAAUAUGAAAGAAUUAUGUUAUUUAGAAAUGAAACCGUUUAUAGACUUGAAAUCAUUUUAUGAUUUUAAAAAACAAAGAUUUUUAACACGUAUUAAAGGUUUUCAAUUUGAAUAUUUUGAGCGUUGUUGUGUUAAGUUAAUAAAGUGA
Didymodactylos carnosus is the source of this 1662-nucleotide messenger RNA. The record is from the annotation of a GenBank genome assembly. Lineage: Eukaryota; Metazoa; Rotifera; Eurotatoria; Philodinida; Philodinidae.